AUGGCCUCCGAGGGCUCGCCGCCGGCCCCCGCGCCGCCGCCGCCGCCGCUCCCGCCGCUGCUGCUGGCGCUGCUGCUCGGCCUCGGCGCGCUGGCGCUGGCGCGCGGGGGCUGGCCGGCCGGCUGGCCGCGCCGCUGCCCGCGCCUGCCGCCGGGCCCCGCGCCCUGGCCCGUGGUGGGCAACCUGGGCUUCGUGCUGCUGCCGGCCUUCCUGCGCGGGGGCGGCGCGCGGGCGCAGCCGGCGCGGGGCCCGCAGCUCGUGCUGGCCGACCUGGCGCGCGCCUACGGCAGCGUGUGCAGCUUCUUCCUGGGCCGCUACCUGGUGGUGGUGCUCAGCGACUUCCGCAGCGUGCGCCAGGCCCUGGUGCGCCAGGCGCGCGUCUUCAGCGACCGGCCGCGCGUGCCGCUCGUCUCGCUGCUCACCAAGGAGAAGGGUAUCGUGUUUGCCCACUAUGGGCCAGUGUGGCGGCAGCAGAGGAAGUUCUCCCAUGCCACCCUCCGUCACUUCGGCUUGGGGAAGCUCAGCCUGGAGCCCCGGAUCAUCAAGGAGUCCCAGUAUAUGCGUGAGGAGAUGGGCAGGCAGGGCGGUGCCGCCUUCUGCCCCUUCGCGCUGGUCAACAGUGCUGUCUCCAACAUCAUCUGCUCCCUGUGUUUUGGCCAGCGCUUCCCCAACACCGACAGCGAGUUCCAGAGGAUGCUGCAGCUUAUGACGCGCUCCCUGGAGAUCUGCCUCAACACGCAGGUCCUGCUUGUCAACAUCUGCUCCUGGCUCUACUACCUGCCCUUCGGGCCCUUCAAGGAGCUCCGGCAGAUUGAGAGGGACAUCACGGCCUUCCUGAAGCGCAUCAUCCAGGACCACCGGGCAUCGCUGGAUGCUGAGCACCCACGGGACUUCAUCGACAUGUAUCUGGUGCAGAUGGAGGAGGAGCUGAGGAAGGGCGGUGCCAGCAGCUUCGAUGAGGAGUACCUCUUCUACAUCGUCGGGGACCUCUUCUUCGCCGGCACGGACACCACCACCAACUCCCUGCUAUGGUGCCUGCUCUAUAUGUCGCUGAACCCUGAUGUGCAGGCAAAAGUGCAAGAGGAGAUUGACCGUGUGGUGGGGCGGGACCGCGCACCUUCCCUGCGGGACAAGGCCCAGAUGCCAUACACGGAAGCAGCCAUCAUGGAGGUUCAGCGCCUCACAGCUGUGGUGCCUCUCGCCAUCCCCCACAUGACUUCAGAGGCCACAGAGCUGCAGGGCUACAACAUCCCUAAGGGCACACUAGUCCUGCCCAACCUGUGGUCGGUGCACAGAGACCCUGCCGUCUGGGACGAGCCUGACCGAUUCGACCCCACUCGGUUUCUGGACGACCAAGGACAGCUGCUCAAAAAAGAAACCUUCAUUCCUUUUGGAAUUGGGAAGCGGGUGUGCAUGGGCGAGCAGCUGGCCAAGAUGGAGCUGUUCCUGAUGUUCGUGAGUCUUCUGCAGGGCUUCACCUUUGCUCUACCAGACGGUGCCAAGAAGCCAAAUCUGGCAGGGAAAUAUGGCCUCACGCUGGCGCCACACCCGUUUAAGGUGAUUGCCUCGAAGAGAUGAGGCAUGAGGGUCCAGUGUGAUGAGU
Messenger RNA from Suncus etruscus (white-toothed pygmy shrew), 1603 nucleotides. Its product is annotated as cytochrome P450 2U1. The record is from RefSeq and is a predicted model, not a curated record. Gene Ontology annotation, cellular component: cytoplasm; intracellular membrane-bounded organelle. Gene Ontology annotation, molecular function: oxidoreductase activity, acting on paired donors, with incorporation or reduction of molecular oxygen, reduced flavin or flavoprotein as one donor, and incorporation of one atom of oxygen; heme binding; iron ion binding. The transcript is spliced from 5 exons. Bases 1 to 1578 code for a protein of 525 amino acids. NCBI's taxonomy places the organism in Eukaryota, Metazoa, Chordata, Mammalia, Eulipotyphla, Soricidae. Gene Ontology annotation, biological process: xenobiotic metabolic process.